AACCCGCCUGGUUGGGCGCACAGCAUGCGUAUCUCAGUCACACACUACCAUGUAGCAUUCCUGUUUUAUCGCCGCCAGCCUAAAGAAUCGGUACGGACGCAUUGUUUUUGGGGGAGCGGAGGAGGUGGAGCCACGGCUUUCAAGCAGCCCCCUCCGGCAACGCGAGAAGGCGCCGGUGUAGUCCCGAAGAAAUGCAGGGAGACAGGGUUGGGCGGCGUGAAAGCGCUUGCGGAGAACAGCCACGGGUUUCUGCACCUCUCGGAAUUACAGAAAACACUUUGCUUUGGAAUAAUAAACAAAAGCGGGAGAGUGACAUUUUCUGAACUCCAUCCUAAUACAUUCUAUUAUUAGACCAAGGAUCGGGGCAGAUCUUAAGGUGUUCUAGAGUAAAUAAGCUAUGCCGGCGUGGAAGGCUGGAUUUAUGACACAUUUCGUUUUCAACGCUUGUCGGCCGGCGGGGUUUGUACUAUGUAAGCCGUGUCUGCUGACGCCCUCCGUGCGGGAAUCCGUUCGUGGGAUGGCCAUAAAGACCGUGGCCUGAGUCCGAGGUCAUUUAGGAUGGACAUUGACGCCCGUUUCCGGUACUACUUCCAGCAUCCGUGGGCUCGGCUGUCCGUGGCCAGCCUGGUGACCUUCUUCAACUUCCUCGUCUUCGCUGAGGACCCUGUCUCCCACAGCCAUACGCAAGCACGCAUGACCAUGGUGGGCAACUGCUUCUCGUUCAUUGUGAACAAGUACCCAGGCGGAGGCUGGAAUAUUGUUAAAGUGCUUCUGUGGCUGGUGGCCAUCGUCGUCGGCCUGUUUGUUGGGAAGUUCUUCUUCCACAAACGCAUCUUCGGUCAAUAUCUGCGCCUGAAAAUGUUCCGAGAGGAUCACGGCUCGUGGAUGACUAUGUUUUUCAGCACCAUCCUCUUCCUCUUCAUCUUCUCACACGUGUACAAUCUGCUCCUCUUCAUGGCCGGAGAUAUGGGCCCAUACAUGGUGACGGACCACAUGGGCAUCCGGAAUGAACUCUUCAUGAAAAUGGCAGCAGUAGGAACGUGGAUGGGAGAUUUCGUGACCGCCUGGAUGGUGAAUGACAUGAUGCUGCAAGAUAAACACUACCCAGACUGGGCCAAGAGAGCCAGAAGAUUUUGGAAGCAAGGGCACAAUCGCAUCGUCCUCUUUUGGGCCGUCCUCGUCUCCCUGACAUCUGUGGUGGUGCUUGUCAUCAGCACUGACUGGAUAAGCUGGGACAACCUGAACCGAGGUUUUCUGCCUAGCGAUGAGGUCUCCCGAGCCUUCCUCGCCUCUUUCAUCCUGGUUUUUGACCUCCUCAUUGUCAUGCAGGACUGGGCAUUUCCGCAUUUUAUGGGGGACCUGGACAUUAACUUGCCCGGUUUGCCCACCAAUCACGUGAAAGUGAGGCUUCCGGUCUGCAAGCGGAUCUUCAAGGAGGAAUACCACAUUCACAUCACAGGUAAAUGGUUCAACUAUGGGAUCAUUUUCAUGGUUUUGAUUCUGGAUUUGAACAUGUGGAAGAACCAGAUCUUCUACGAGCCCUAUGAAUAUGGGCAGUAUGUUGGACCGGGGGAGAAGAUCUACACAGUGGAGGUUCCUGAAACCCUGGUCAAUUUCAACAGGAGCACGUUGACCUGGGAGUGGCGCUCCUCUAACAUAGAUCCUGAGACCAACCUCACCUACGUCCUGCAGGACAUGUUCCUGCACAGCCGCUACAUCGGCACCAGCAUCGACAUCAAAUGCCUCGCUUUCAUCCCCAGCCUGGCCGCCUUCGCCCUCUUCGGUUUCUUCAUCUCGCUGCUGGGACGCUUCCAGGACAGCGAGCAGGGCCCAGAGAACCGGGACCAAUCCUACGAACGCAUCAGGAGGAAAUCUCCGUCAGAGCACAGCAAGGAGAUGGGCACCACGCCCGAGGAGACCUGUGUCCCAAUGGGCAGUGCUAUGAAGAGGAGCAGCCUCAUGCUGCUGUCGGUGGACACACCACGCUGUGCCUCUAGCUCCAGCAGCACCAUGUGCCCCUGUUCCCCAGAGGUCACCCACCCCAACAUCAUCAUAGACUGUGUGUCAACAGAGGAGCCGGCUGUGUCUUUUGAUCCCGGCCAAUCAUCUCCCUGAGGCGUGGCGGCUGCAGACGAAUCGGGAGUCUAUCUGCUAGCACCUGUCUGGGCCAAAAUUACCUGCUUUUAGAGAGCAGAUGUUCCUUUCUAGAUUGUUCUACCCCUUUCGAAAACCCCCUGCUGGUCUUGUGCUGGACUUUGGACAGUGACUCUGAGGAGCAUAUGUAAGGGAAAGCCAAGCCACUGGUGGUCACCAAAAAAGCAUUUUUUUUUUGUACAUUUUUGUAAGGAAUAUUUUUUAAAGGUCAUGGGGCACGUAUCAGAUAUAAUAUGGUAAUCCUACCUCUUUAAGCGUAAAUGUCUUGUUGGUGCUUUCACAGUUCUAUUUUGUAAAUCGAUAUAUUUUUUCUUAUCGCUGUGUUUUGGUGCCUAAAUAAAAUAUUUAUACAUUAGGGACAUUUGCAGAACUGUUAUUUACCGUAUUUAUUGUAAAACAUCGACGCCGUGCCUUGGCUUAUUUCCAUGAAAUAACUCAGCUUCCACGUUUCGCCCCAGCUGCCUCUGUCUUCGGUAAUGGCACUGGGAAAUUGCCGAUAAUAAUAAAAUGCCUGCAGAAACCCGAAGGUCCCAUAUUGUAUCGCGGGUUAUGGCGAGUUCCCCAUCUGCGGCUCACCUACGGGCUGAAUUCCUCUGCUCCAGGGUGGAAAUAUGGGAAAUAUAUCAAUUUACUGUGCAAUGUCAAUGUCAGGCUACUUUUUUAUUUUGCUUAUUUAUUGCCUUGAUAAAGUCCCCCCACCCAUGUACCAUCCUGUAUAUAUUUACAACUGACAUUUUUCAUCGUAUCUGGUUCGUGUCGGAAGCAGAAUGUGCUGCUCUUAUUUAUCACAAUGUGAAGUUACUGGUUCUCAAUAUUUUUAUUUGAGGGUGUGAAAAGGGGGCUUGCAGUGGUAUUUCAGAGCACACUUUAUCAGAUAAUUAUAAACCUUAUUCAUCAUUACUGUACCUUCUGCUUUGCAUAUUUUCCGGCCCGUUAUAUUAAUGCGAAUAAAUUGUCCACAAAGCCUG
This is a messenger RNA of Brienomyrus brachyistius, 3122 nucleotides long. It is a transcript of the gene tmem117, whose product is annotated as transmembrane protein 117. The coding region runs from base 559 to 2115 and encodes 518 amino acids. Gene Ontology annotation, biological process: intrinsic apoptotic signaling pathway in response to endoplasmic reticulum stress. NCBI's taxonomy places the organism in Eukaryota, Metazoa, Chordata, Actinopteri, Osteoglossiformes, Mormyridae. The transcript is spliced from 8 exons. The record is from RefSeq and is a predicted model, not a curated record.